Messenger RNA from Conger conger (European conger), 1182 nucleotides. RefSeq names its product scavenger receptor cysteine-rich type 1 protein M130-like. NCBI's taxonomy places the organism in Eukaryota, Metazoa, Chordata, Actinopteri, Anguilliformes, Congridae. The record is from RefSeq and is a predicted model, not a curated record. The coding region runs from base 1 to 1182 and encodes 393 amino acids. Gene Ontology annotation, cellular component: membrane. The transcript has 6 exons.
AUGAGCGACGCUGAGGUGGUGUGUAGACAGGCUGGCUGUGGCAGAGCUCUGGAUGCUCUCAGCAGUGCCCACUUUGGACAGGGCAGUGGGCCCAUCUGGUUGGGUGAUGUGAGCUGUUUUGGAAACGAAUCCUCCCUGACUCAGUGCCAGCACCCUGGAUUUGGGUCUUACAACUGUAGUCACCAUGAAGAUGCUGGUGUGACUUGCUCAGCCAGUGCCCUGACCCCGAUCAGACUGGUAGAUGGAGAUAAUGAGUGCUCUGGCAGAGUGGAGAUCUACCAUGUUGGCCAGUGGGGAACGGUGUGUGAUUACUCCUGGAACCUGAACGACGCUGAGGUGUUGUCCAGUGCCCAGAGCCCGAUCAGACUGGUAGAUGGAGAUAAUGAGUGCUCUGGCAGAGUGGAGAUCUACCAUGUUGGCCAGUGGGGAACGGUGUGUGAUUACUCCUGGAAUGUGAACAACGCUGAGGUGGUGUGUAGACAGGCUGGCUGUGGCAGAGCUCUGGCUGCUUUCAGAAGUGCCCACUUUGGACAGGGCAGUGGGCCCGUCUGGUUGGGUGAUGUGAGGUGUUCUGGAAACGAAUCCUCCCUGACACAGUGCCAGCACCCUGGAUUUGGGUCUAACUUCUGUUCUCACGAUAGUGAUGUUGGUGUGAUUUGUUCAGCGAUCAGAUUGGUGAAUGGAAGUGAUCGAUGCUCUGGCAGAGUGGAGAUCAACCAUGUUGGCCAGUGGGGAACGGUGUGUGACAGCUCCUGGAACAUGAGCGACGCUGAGGUGGUGUGUAGACAGGCUGGCUGUGGCAGAGCUCUGGCUGCUCUCAGCAGUGCCCACUUUGGACAGGGCAGUGGGCUCAUCUGGUUGGAUGAUGUGAGGUGUUCUGGAAACGAAUCCUCCCUGACUCAGUGCCAGCACCCUGGAUUUGGGUCUUACAACUGUAGUCACCAUGAAGAUGCUGGUGUGAAUUGCUCAGCCAGUGCCCAGACCCCGAUCAGACUGGUAGAUGGAGAUAAUGAGUGCACAGGCAGAGUGGAGAUCUACCAUGCUGGCCAGUGGGGAACGGUGUGUAGUUUCUUCUGGGACAUGAACGAAGCUGAGGUGGUGUGUAGACAGGCUGGCUGUGGCAGAGCUCUGGCUGCUCUCAGCAGUGCCCACUUUGGACAGGGCAGUGGGCCCAUCUGGUAG